Messenger RNA from Penicillium pulvis, 354 nucleotides. RefSeq names its product DNA-directed RNA polymerase III core subunit RPC11. Gene Ontology annotation, biological process: DNA-templated transcription; termination of RNA polymerase III transcription. The transcript is spliced from 4 exons. Gene Ontology annotation, cellular component: RNA polymerase III complex. The coding region runs from base 1 to 354 and encodes 117 amino acids. Lineage: Eukaryota; Fungi; Ascomycota; Eurotiomycetes; Eurotiales; Aspergillaceae. Gene Ontology annotation, molecular function: zinc ion binding; nucleic acid binding; DNA-directed RNA polymerase activity. The record is from RefSeq and is a predicted model, not a curated record.
AUGCCUCUGGUUUUCUGCCCCAACUGCAGCAAUGCGCUGACAAUCGCUCGCGCUGACUCUACCAACCAACAUCCAAUGGGUGUGAACCGCUUCGAAUGCCGAACCUGUCCCUACGAGUGGGCGCUAGAAAAGAAGUGGUAUGACCGCACCGACAUGAAGCAGAAGGAGGUUGAGGAGGCGCUUGGUGGCAAGGAUGAGUGGAAGAAUGCGGACAGUGUGGCCACUCAAUGCCCGAAGGAAGGGUGCAAUGGUGAGCGAGCAUACUUUUACCAGCUGCAGAUUCGCAGUGCAGACGAGCCGAUGACUACAUUCUUGCGGUGUGUGAAAUGUGCAACCCAGUGGAGAGAAAACUAA